GGAUGUAUCAGCUCUGGUGCUACUUUUGCCAGUUUGAUUGAAAGCGCCUUAGUGAACACCUUGUAGUCAGUGUUGAGGAGUGAGAUCGGCCGCUUUCGGCAAAGUUUGUUCCUCGUACCAUGCCAUGGUUUUCAAUGUCGUUGUACACUUUCCUUAGGACUUCCAGCACGUCAAAUAGUUCGUAUGGGAUCCCGUCCAGGCCGGGGGCUUUGAAGUUCGCCGAGCUUUUCAAUGCCUCUUCCACAUCAUCGUGUGUCAACUGCGCCCGGAGUUUGGUGUUCUGCUCCUCCGUUGCUUGGGUCUGGGUCCUUCCUAGCACGCGGGUUGUUACCUGCUCGCGUUCAUCGGGGUCGAUUUGCCAUUUCUUUCGAAUUGGUCUCGUACUGUGUGGCAUUGGCGGGUUCACCAUCCCUGAGCGGCUUUGCCAGUCGAGUAGCGUCCGAUUAUCUCACCAUGGAGUCUGUUUUGUAUUUGUGCGCUCAGUCGGGAGGAGCGGUAUCUCUUCUUUUGUAGUCCUCCUUGUUUGCAGCUCCAAUCCGGCUUGGUGGAUGUGUUCUGCCAGCAGUUUAUCUUUGAUCAGGUACGCUGGCCAAGCCCAUCUUCCGUGUCCAAUAGUCGGGGCUUCUGCCGUCGACUUCUUUAUCCAGAUCAGGUUGUGGUCUGUCUCGAUCCCCGUCCGUUUGAUUCCCCACUCAAAUGUGUUGUUGAAGCUGUUGGCUUUCACGUAGAUUCGAUCGAUCCGGGAUAGCGAUCCUCCGAGGUUGGCAGGUUGGGUGAAAGUGUAUUCUCUCGUGUCUGGGUAUGUCUCUCGCCAGCCAUCUAUCAGCUGUAGCCUGCUUUUCAGGUCGUCCAGCGCAUCCACUGCAUUGCUGUUGUCUUCAUGCGCUGGGAGCCGGUCUAUCGCGGCCUCGACCACGUUCAUGUCUCCUGCCAUGAUGUCUGAAUUCGGCGUUCUCUCUGGGGUCGUUUGGUGCAUAUAUACCAAGUAUUGAGAGCGGUGUCCCAUCCGCGUUCUUCAUCAGCAAUACCAUUGCUCUGCCGGGUACUAUUUCGUGUGUCUGUAUCCCUUCCGUCAGUGCUAUGUUUUUGUUUAUUACUAUUGCGACUCCUGCUGAAUUCGCCGAGCGAGGGUUCUCUGAGUAGAAGAUUUUCAUUUUUCUCCCGAAUAGUUUAUCUAUGUCGUCUUUCCGUUCUCUGUUCAUGUGUGCUUCCCCAACUACGAGCGCGGCGACUUUUUCUUCGCGCAUUAUCUGCCAUAAUCCAAACCACUUAUUGGAUGGGUGAUGUACAUUCAGAUUCCCGUGUCCGCGUAUAUUUAACGCUGCUAUCUUGAGCGCAGCUCUCAUGUUCUUUUUGCUGCCAUUGCCUCUCGGCCCUGCUGGUCCAGGAUACACUCGCUGCUGAGUUUGAUUGGCUCUCCGGCCAUCUGCCAUUCUGGCAUUUCCGCGUACUGCGUCCCCGUUGUCUUGGGGUGGGAACUGCUGUCCGUUCCCCUGCGCGCGCUGCGCAGUAGCACUUCUGUCUGUGCCCCCUGGUCUGCCCGCUGCAUCCAGAGUUGCGCCCCGAAGCCCGUCAUCGGCUCGCCGAGACGCCGCCCUCUCCUCUCGGGGAAGUGGGUCGUCGUCCCGGUCUGCCUCCGGGCGACGGUUUGCCUGUUCCCCUCCUCCAUGGUUGCCUUCUUCAGAUCGACCCUGGCCGGUGGCGGAGCCAUGGCGUCCUCCAGCUCCCAAUGCCUGUGUCUGUGUGUCGUCGAAGUCUUGCCGUUGCUCAUCUCGCCGAGCUUGCGAUGGUUGUUGUAGAUUUUCAGUAGCCAGCCAAAGAGACACAGCGCGUUUCCCGCUAAGAUCGGCGCUGUGAAGUCUCACCUUUGGGGUUGUCGGGGGAGCGCCAACCGUGUCUCGGGCACGCGUCGCAUUCAUCUCCCCCGACAUGCCAGGACUGCUGGCCAGCGCACCCCGACCUAAAUAGGUCGCGCUGUUGCGGCGCUAUCAGACGAGGGAUCGACCUCAUCCGACAACGCGUUCCCUCCCCCGUUUCCCGUCCUGCUCCCAAAUAGAACAGUCGGUAGAUGUGGCGGGUUCGGGUUGCGCGGUCCUCGUCGCGUCUUCUUCUGGGCCCAGACCCAGGUGGUCGGACGCUCGACAGUAGAGAUCGAAGAUUGUCGGAUGUGAGGUUGCGGUCCGUGUGAGCCUCGAGAUGUCGUGGUAGCUCUGCAAGUGUUGCCGUCAAGAGGUGUCAUCGAAAGUUGUUGUCGAGAGUCGUCUUAGAGAGUAUUUCGGGUGAGCGCGUUGAGCGGAGAGGUAUAAGCGGGGUCGGCGGGUGUGGAGUGGUGUGGAGUGGCGCGUCGCCAGUGGUGUCGCCGGGUAGCAGAGUAUCAUCCCGCAUGGUGCUCAUCCCUCCGUAAUGGCGUCUUUGGUCGCAGUCCCCCACUGGCUUGCCGUUCCCGUGUUGUGUCGUAAGCGCGUGACGUGGCUCCCUAGUGUUGACAGUGCGGCGUUCGUGUCAGCGUCGAUGAGGGCUUGGUCGGGGGGGAGGGAUGAGGGAUUGAGGGGGAGAGUGGUGUGCGAGCCAUUCAGGCUGUAGGGUGUAGUGAAACGAUUCAUAUUCCUAUUGACCUCUACGAAGUCGCCGUACUGCGUACCGUGCACACUGCACUUCCGGGUAAUCCCAACCCAUCCUCAUUUCGAGGUGCCUUUAAUCUCGGCCGGUACUCGCGCUGAGUCCCCACCGCCCGCUGCGGCGUGGGGAGCCUCGUUUUUCUUUUACCGUCCGUCAUCACCCGAGGGAGAUGAUGGUG
Mycena citricolor is the source of this 2797-nucleotide messenger RNA. NCBI's taxonomy places the organism in Eukaryota, Fungi, Basidiomycota, Agaricomycetes, Agaricales, Mycenaceae. The record is from the annotation of a GenBank genome assembly.